Lodderomyces theae is the source of this 951-nucleotide messenger RNA. RefSeq lists its product as uncharacterized. The coding region runs from base 1 to 951 and encodes 316 amino acids. NCBI's taxonomy places the organism in Eukaryota, Fungi, Ascomycota, Pichiomycetes, Serinales, Debaryomycetaceae. The transcript has a single exon. The record is from RefSeq and is a predicted model, not a curated record.
AUGCGUUUAGACAAGCCAUUAAGUUUAUUUAAGCGUGCCUCAACUGAGAACCCCGGUGAAGUUGUUGCCGAGAGCGGCGGGGGUUCACCAGUUGGAUUUGAUUCGAUUCCAGCUUCCAAAAGAGAAGCUAUCAGAAUGAAACUCGGACUUGUUUUCAAAUGGAAACUAAGUAAAGAGAAACAAGAAUGUGGUGUUCAUUCAACUACUGGGUUGGUGCCAGCUUCCCAAGUAGCUACCUUAUCACGUCAAAUUGGUUUACCAGAGAGUGUGGAGAGUGUUGGUAACGAUGACAGGUUGGGACAUUUGUCUGAUGAGCAGGAUACUCAGAAGGCAGCAGUCAGUGAUUUGGUUGAGUUCUUUGAUGAGCAGACAGUGCAGUUGAGCUUGUUUUUGAAGAGUGUGCAGAGAAAGACAAGUGUGUUUGGAUGGAAACUCAACAAGAUGCUCAGAACUAAAUCAUUGAAGAGAUUAUUGAGGGUGCAGAUGAAAAUGAAGAAAGCGUUGCAGAAUGCACAGAGCAGCAAAGACAUGUUGUCCAGGUUGAGAAAGAACAUGAAGGCUUACAAGAGCGCACUUGAAUUGCAUGAAAAGUGUACUCUGGUUGAAGGAUUUGACAAGAUGUGUUUCAUGUUCUGUGACGAGCACAAGAACAAGUUGUCUUUCAACCAAGUUGAUGUUUUGAAUGUUGUUUUUGGACAGAGACAUGCCAAACAUGAAUUUGUGACGCUUAUGCAAAGAUUGUUAGACUUGCCCUCAAUAAGGAAUGUUGUUGGUGUUGAAAAGGUGCAGGAGUUGUUGAGCUCGUUUGAAGUUUUGACAACACUUGAACCGAGUGAGAACGAUGUUGAUGUUGAUGAGGAGACGUUGACUGAGGAAGACAGGAGUAGUGUCAGUCGAGACGAGCCAAUGCCAGUUUUGCCAGAUUUGCCANUCAGUCGAGACGGUCAGUAG